Messenger RNA from Salvelinus namaycush (lake trout), 16145 nucleotides. Its product is annotated as plectin-like. The transcript is spliced from 33 exons. The record is from RefSeq and is a predicted model, not a curated record. Bases 1 to 14109 code for a protein of 4702 amino acids. Gene Ontology annotation, biological process: wound healing; hemidesmosome assembly; intermediate filament cytoskeleton organization. NCBI's taxonomy places the organism in Eukaryota, Metazoa, Chordata, Actinopteri, Salmoniformes, Salmonidae. Gene Ontology annotation, molecular function: cadherin binding; structural constituent of cytoskeleton; structural constituent of muscle. Gene Ontology annotation, cellular component: hemidesmosome; focal adhesion; sarcolemma.
AUGGUUGAGUACGCUCACAAUUCGUUGCCAGUGGCAGCCACGGGUCUCUCUCCGUUUGAGUGUAGUUUAGGUUACCAGCCACCUAUCUUUCCCAGUACGGAGUCCGAGGUCACUGUUCCCUCCGCUCACGCUUUCAUCCAGAGGUGCCGUCACGCAUGGAGCAGAGCCCGUGAGACUCUUCUCCGGGUGGGGGCGCGCACCAAGGCUAAGGCCGAUCGCCGCCGGUCGAAGCCUCCGGCCAUGGAGGAGCUGAAGGAAAGUACUAAGAGGUAUCCGUUGUUGCGGGCUGCAUCUGAGGAGAGCUCCAGUGAGCUAAGCAGCUUUCCAUUCCCAGGAGACACUCUGCCCUGGAACCUCCCUAAACACCACCGGAUCAAACGCUCCAAGUCUGCUUCUGGAGACGUGCACGUGCACGUGCUGGACCCGGCGGAGAGGGCUGUCUUUCGUAUCGCAGAUGAACGGGACCGGGUACAGAAAAAGACCUUCACAAAAUGGGUCAACAAGCACUUGAUAAAGGCCCAGCGGCAUAUCACUGACCUGUACGAGGACCUCAGAGAUGGACACAACCUCAUCUCCCUGCUGGAGGUGCUCUCUGGAGAGACACUGCCCAGGGAGAAGGGGCGCAUGCGCUUCCACAAACUGCAGAAUGUACAGAUCGCACUGGACUUCCUCAAACACAGACAGGUUAAACUGGUCAACAUCAGGAAUGAUGACAUCGCCGAUGGAAACCCCAAGCUGACCCUGGGCCUGAUAUGGACCAUCAUCCUUCACUUCCAGAUCUCAGACAUCCAGGUGAAUGGCCAGUCAGACGACAUGACGGCGAAGGAGAAGCUGCUGCUGUGGUCCCAGCGCAUGGUGGAGGGAUACCACGGGAUGCGCUGCGACAACUUCACCACCAGCUGGAGGGACGGCAAGCUCUUCAACGCUGUCAUACACAAACACAGCCCUACUCUGAUUGACAUGAGUAAGGUGUACCGACAGACUCAUGUAGAGAACCUGGAGCAGGCCUUCAGUGUGGCAGAGAGAGACCUGGGCGUCACUCGGCUGCUCGACCCAGAAGAUGUGGAUGUGCCACACCCAGACGAGAAGUCCAUCAUCACAUACGUGUCCUCCCUGUAUGACGUCAUGCCCCGUGUACCUGACGUCCAGGAUGAGGUGAAAGCCAAUGAGCUGGAGCUGCGCUGGCAGGAGUACUAUGAGCUGGUGACCCUGCUGCUGCAGUGGAUCAGACACCACAUCAUCGUGUUUGAGGAGAGGAAGUUCCCUACCAGCUAUGAGGAGAUUGAGGUUCUUUGGCGCCAGUUUCUGAAGUUCAAGGAGACAGAGCUGCCUGCAAAGGAAGCAGACAAGAAUCGAUCCAAACACAUCUACAUGUCUUUUGAGGGUGCAGUUCAGGUGGGUAAUGUCAAGGUUCCCCCUGGGUACCAGCCUAUUGAUGUGGAGAAGGAGUGGGGUCGUCUCCAUGUAGCCAUACUGGAGAGAGAGCGUCUUCUAAGGACAGAAUAUGAGAGGCUGGAGCGGCUGCAGAGGAUUGUCAGUAAGGUCCAGAUGGAGUCCGGGUUGUGUGAGGAGCAGCUCAACCAGGUUGAGGGUUUGCUACAGAUGGAUGUCCGUUUGCUGAGCUCAGGAAAGCCUGCUAUGCACACAGCAGAGGUAGAGACAGACCUGGACGAGGCAGAGGGCAUGAUCCGGUACCUCUUCAAUGACGUGCAGCUGCUGAAGGACGGACGCCAUCUACAAGCUGAACAGAUGUACCGCAGAGUGUACCGUCUCCACGAGCGGCUGGUGAACCAGCGCAGUGAGUACAACCUGAGCCUGAAGUCCGGAGUGACUACCACCCAGAUAUCCAUGUCCCAGAUGCAGACCCUUCAGCAGGUUCCCAUGAGGGUGCGUCCCGAGCUGGAUGAGGUGACCCUGUGCUACAUCCAGGACCUGCUGGCUUGGGUUGAGGAGAACCAGAGGUGGGUGGACCAGGGGGAAUGGGGCUCGGACCUGCACACCGUGGAGUCCCGGCUGGGCAGCCACCGCGGCCUGCACCAGUCAGUGGAGGAGUUCCAUGCUAAGAUCAACAGAGCAAAAGCAGACGAGAGUCAGCUCUCCCCUGUCAGCAAAUGUGCCUACAGAGACUACUUACCCAAGCUGGAGUUGCAUUAUAGCAAGCUUCUGAGUUCUUCCAAGGCUCGUCUGUGCAGCCUGGAUGAGCUUCAUGCCUUUGUCACUGCAGCCACCAAGGAGUUGAUGUGGCUGAAUGAGAAAGAGGAGGAGGAGGUUAACUAUGACUGGAGUGAACGCAAUACCAACAUGAAUGCCAAGAAAGACAACUACUCGGGGUUGAUGAAAGAGCUGGAGCACAGAGAGAAGCGGGUCAACAGUGUCCAGGUCCAAGGAGACAAACUGCUGAAGGAGGGUCACCCUGCCAAGAAGUCUGUAGAGGCCUUCACUAAAGCCUUGCAGACCCAGUGGAGCUGGAUCCUGCAGCUUUGCUGUUGCAUCGAGUCCCACCUGAAAGAGAACACCUCCUACUUCCAAUUUUUCUCAGAUGUGAAAGAGGCAGAGGAGAAGAUGAAAAAGAUGCAGGAGACUAUGAAGAAGAAAUACACGUGUGACCGUAACAUCACUGUCACACGACUCGAGGACUUGUUACAGGACGCAGUUGAUGAGAAGCAGCAACUGAAAGAGUUUAAGACCCACUUGAAUGGGCUGAACCGGAGGGCCAAGACCAUUGUCCAGCUGAAGCCACGUAACCCUGGUACACCAGUCAAGGGUAAAGUGCCUGUCCAGGCCAUCUGCGACUUCAAACAGAUGGAGAUCACGGUGCACAGAGGGGAUGAGUGUGCGCUGAUGGACAACUCUCAGCCAUACAAGUGGAAAGUACAGAACCCCAAAGGCAGCGAGGCCACUGUGCCCUCCAUCUGUUUCCUGGUUCCACCCACCAAUAAGGACGCAGUGAGCGGUGUCUCAGGUCUGAACGAAAGUCACCAGAACCUGCUGGUCCUGUGGCAGAUGCUGCACGUGGACAUGAAGAGCCUCAUGUCCUGGCAGUACCUGAUGAGAGACAUCCACCUCAUCAGCUUAUGGAACAUUACCAUGUUUAGGACUCUGACGGUGGAGGAGUACAGGCUAGCAUUGAGGAACCUGGAGCUCCACUACCAAGACUUUCUAAGAGACAGCCAGGACUCCCAGGUCUUUGGGGCAGAUGACCGAAUGCAGGUGGAGAGUGGCUACAAAAAGGCCAGCCAGCACUACGAAGGACUGCUGCACUCUGUGGAGAAAGGUGAGGAAGAUGAAUCUGAGUGCCGGAGCUACCUGACCAAGAUCAAGAACCUGCGUCUGAAGCUGGAGGUCUGUGAGACUCACACCAUUACACGUCUGCGUCAGCCCGUGGACAAGAACCCGCUCAUGGCUUGCGCACAGAGGACCACUGAGCAGAAGAAAGUCCAGUCAGAGUUGGAGGACUUGAAGAAAGAACUGACCAAUAUGGCUGAGAAGACAAAGAAGGUGCUGGCAUCCUCUCAGCAGUCCAGCUCCGCCCCAGUACUGUGCUCUGAGCUGGAUAUUACGCUGAAGAAGAUGGAGCACGUCUACAGCCUGUCCUCCGUGUACCUGGACAAACUGCAAGCCAUCGACAUAGUGAUCUGCAGCACAAAGGGAGUAGAGGACACCCUCAAAAAGUACGAAGCCCGUUUACGUGAUGUCAAUAAGAUGCCAACAGACGAAAAAGAGGUGGAGAACUACCGCACCCAGCUAAAGACAAUGCUUGGCGAGGCCGAGGAUGACCAGAAUACGUUCGACACUCUCCAGGAGGAACUGCAGAAGGCGAUGGUCGUAAACGAGCGGAUGACGCAGGUCCACAGCGAGCACGAUGCCGAGCUGGAACACUUUCGCCAAGUAGUGGCUGUGCUAGAGGAGCGCUGGCAGGCCGUGUUCGCCCAGAUAGACCUGCGCCAACGCGAGCUGGACUUGCUGGGGAGGCAGAUGCACUCCUACCACGAGAGCUAUGACUGGCUCAUCAGAUGGCUCAAUGAUGCCAAGCAGAGGCAGGAGAAAAUCCAGGCUGUGCCCAUCGGUGACAGCAAGGUCCUCAAGCAGCAGUUGGCACAGGAGAAGAAACUCCUAGAAGAGAUCGAGAAAAACAAAGAUAAGGUUGAGGAGUGUCAAAAACAUGCAAGGUCAUAUAUUGAUGCGGUCAAGGACUAUGAGCUUCAGUUGGUGACGUACAAAGCUCUGAUGGCACCUAUGGCUUCGCCCCUAAAGAAAACCAAAAUGGAGUGUGCAUCUGACAAUAUCAUCCAAGAGUAUGUGACUCUGAGAACCCGCUACAGUGAACUGAUGACUCUGACCAGCCAGUACAUCAAGUUCAUUAUGGAGACACAGCGCCGACUUGAGGAUGAGGAGACAGCUACUGAAAUACUAAAGAAGGAGGAGAGAAAAAAGUUGGCUGAGAUGCAGGCUGAAUUAGACAAACAAAGGCAGUUAGCUGAGGCACACAUCAAAGCUAUCACUAAAGCGGAACAAGAAGCCCAGGAACUCAAGUUGAAGAUGAAAGAAGAGGUCAGCAGGAGGGAGGUUGUGAAAGUAGAUUCUGAGAAACAGAAGCACAACAUACAGCAGGAGCUGCACGAACUCAAGAACCUGUCAGAGCAGGAGAUCCAAACCAAGAGCCAGCAGGUUGAGGAGGCACUGUAUAGUCGUACCAAGAUGGAGGAGGAGAUCCAUAUCAUCAGAAUCCAAUUAGAGACUACCAUAAAGCAAAGAGCCACAGCUGAGGCCCAACUUCAGCAGCUCAGGGACAUGGCUGCCGAGGCUGAGAGACUGAGGAAAGUUACUCAGGAGGAGGCAGAGAAGCUUCGCAAGCAGGUGAAUGAAGAGACUCAGAAAAAGCGCAACGCAGAGGAGGAGCUGAAUCGCAAAACAGAGGCAGAACAAGAAGCUGCCAAGCAAAAGCAGAAGGCCCUGGAUGAGUUGCAGAAGUUCAAAAUGCAUGCUGAAGAGGCAGAGAGGCGCAUGAAACAGGCAGAAGAGGAGAAGCAUAGGCAGGUCAUGGUUGCGGAGGAGGUGGCACAGAAGAGUGCCACCACCGAACUGCAGACCAAACGUAUGUCCUUUAAUGAGAAGGCAGUAAAGCUUGAGGCAUCGCUGAAACAAGAACAGGUCACUGUUAUUCAGUUGCAGGAAGAGGCAGAGUAUCUCAAGAAGCAACAAGAAGAUGCCAACAAAGCCAGGGAGGAAGCAGAGAAGGAGCUUGAGAAGUGGAGGCAGAAAGCCAAUGAGGCACUCCGUUUGAGGCUCCAGGCUGAGGAAGAAGCCCACAAGAAGAGCCAGGCUCAGGAGGAAGCAGAGAAACAGAAAGAGGAAGCUGAGCAAGAGGCAAAGAAAAGGGCUAAGGCUGAAAAGGCUGCUCUUAAGCAAAAGGAAAUGGCAGAGAAGGAGCUGGAUAAACAGAGGAAAUUGGCAGAGGGAACAGCACAGCAGAAACUCUCUGCAGAACAAGAGUUAAUUCGCCUAAGGUCUGACUUUGACCAUGGUAAGCAACAGAGGUCUUUAUUGGAUGAAGAGCUCCAGCGCCUGAAAAAUGAGGUGAAUGCUGCAGUAAAAGAAAGGAAACAGCUAGAAGAUGAACUGGCCAAAGUGAGAAGUGAAAUGGAAGUUCUUCUUCAGCUGAAGUUGAAAGCUGAGAAGGACACCAUGUCUACAACAGAGAAAAGCAGAAAUCUCCUCGAGUCUGAGGCAUCAAAAAUGAGGCAACUAGCUGAAGAGGCGACUAAGCUGAGAUCAAUCGCUGAAGAGGCAAAGAAGCAGAGGCAGGUAGCGGAGAAUAAUGCGGCUCGGCAAAGAGCAGAGGCUGAGAAGAUACUCAAGGAAAAACUGGCAGCCAUUAAUGAAGCAAUUGGCCUGAAAACUGAAGCUGAGAUUGCCCUGAAGGAUAAAGAGGCAGAAAAUGAGAGACUUAGGAGAAAAGCCGAAGAUGAGGCUUAUCAGAGAAAGGUCUUAGAAGACCAAGCAAAACAGCACAAGCAAGACAUUGAUGAAAAGAUCACCCAGCUUAUGAAGACUUCUGAUUCUGAAUUGGAGAGGCAGAAGAAGAUUGUAGAGGAAACUCUUAAGCAGAGGAGGGUGGUCGAGGAGGAGAUUCGCAUCCUAAAACUAAACUUUGAGACUGCAUCAACAGGCAAGUUGGAUCUUGAAUUGGAGUUGAACAAGCUUAAAGGCAUUGCAGAUGAGACACAUAAGAACAGAGUCAAGGCUGAGGAAGAGGCAGAGAAACUCAGAAAGCUUGCUUUAGAGGAGGAGAACAAAAGAAAGCAAGCUGAAGAGAAAGUUAAAAAGAUCACUGCUGCAGAGGAAGAAGCAGCGCAACAAUGCCAUGCAGCUCAGAAAGAGGUUGAGCGCCUCAAAACGAUUGCUGCCGAUGCUAACAAGCAGAAGGACAAUGCUGACAAAGAAACAGAGAAACAGAUUAUUCUAGCCAAAGAGGCUGCACAGAAAUGUAGUGAUGCAGAAAAGAGAGCACAGGAUGUUCUGGUCAAGCAGAAAGAGGACAAUCUUUCCCAGGGCAAGCUCAAAGAGGAGUUUGAAAAGGCUAAGAAACGUGCACAAGAAGCUGAGAAGGCCAAGGAGAAAGCUGAGAAAGAGGCUGCUUUACUCCGUCAAAAAGCAGAGAAUGCUGAGAAACAGAAGAAAGCAGCUGAAGCUGAGGCUGCCAAACAGGCCAAGGCUCAGGGGGAUGCUGAGAGACUGAAGAAGGAAGCAGAGCAGGAGGCUGCAAAGCGAGCAGAAGCUGAGGCUUCUGCUCUGAAACAGAAGCAGCAGGCAGACGCAGAGAUGGCCAAGCACAAAAAGCUAGCUCAACAAACAUUGAAGCAGAAGACACAAGUUGAGCAGGAGCUAGCAAAGGUGAAACUGCGACUGGAUGAGACUGAUAAGCAGAAAUAUGUUUUAGAUGAGGAGCUUCAGCGCCAGAAGGAUGAAGUUAGCAAUGCAGUCAAGCAGAAAGUUCAAGUUGAGGAUGAGCUAUUUAAGGUCAAGGUCCAGAUGGAGGAGCUGGUCAAACUUAAGCUUAGAAUUGAGAAUGAGAAUCAACGUCUCAUGAGUAAAGACAAAGCUAAUGCUCAGAAAUUCCUGGAAGAGGAAGCUGAGAACAUGAAGAAGCUAGCAGAGGAUGCUGCCAGGCUAAGCUUAGAAGCUCAGGAGGCAGCCCGAGAGAGACAGAUUGCAGAGUCCGAGCUUGCCGAACAGAGGGCUCUUGCUGACAAAAUGCUGAAGGAGAAUAUGCAAGCUAUCCAAGAAGCAACUAAACUGAAAGCUGAGGCAGAGAAGCUCCAGAAACAAAAGGACAAGGCUCAGGAGCAGGCCCAAAAACUCCUGGAGGACAAGCAGCAAAUGCAGCAGCGUCUUGAUGAGGAGACAAAGGGCUUCCAAAAAUCUCUAGAGGCUGAGCGCAAGAGGCAGCGUGAAACAACUGCAGAAGCAGAGAAAUUGAAGCUUAGGGUGACACAGCUCAGUGAUGCUCAGUCCAAAGCAGAGGAGGAGGCCAUGAAAUUCAAGAAACAAGCUGAUGAGAUCAGAGUUUGUCUCCAAGAGAAAGAGCAAAAUGCUUCAGAAAAAGUCAUUGUAGAUAAACUGGAGGGGCAGAGAUUACAGAGAAGCAAACAGUCUGAUGAUUUAUGUAAAACCAUAGCUGACCUUGAGAAAGAAAAGGAGAAAUUACAAAAAGAGGCUGCAGAUCUACAGACUAAGUCUAAAGAGAUGGCCAAUGCCCAACAAAAACAAAUUAAAAAGGAAAAGAUAAUUAUUGAGCAGACUAUCCUGACAGAAAAAGAAAUGUUGCUGAAAAAAGAAAAGCUCAUUGAGGAAGAGAAAAAUAAGCUUGAGAAACAGUUUGAGGAUGAGGUCAAGAAGGCCAAAGCCCUCAAAGAUGAGCAGGAUCAUCAAAGGAAGCAGAUGGAACAGGAGAAGAAGAAACUCCAGGCUACCAUGGAUGCCGUUUUGAAAAAGCAGAAGGAUGCUGAGGAGGAGAUAUGCAAUAAGCAGAAAGAGAUGCAGGAUCUUGAAAAUAAAAGGCUUGAACAAGAGAAUUUGUUGAAUGAGGAGAAUACAAAGCUUCGUGAGAAGCUGCAGCAACUUUCUACACCUAAAAAAUCAGUAACACCCCACACUAAAGAAAGGGAGAUUCAAACUGAUGAGGUCCCUGAAGAUCAGCUAAUUGCAAUGACAAUGGUGGGGACUACAAAUAAAGUAUUCAAUGGGUCUGAAGUAGUAGAUGGUGCAAAGAAAAACAAAGAUUCACCAUUUGCUUUUGAUGGGAUUAGGGACAAGGUUCCUGCCAGCAGGCUCCAUGACAUUGGUAUACUGAACAAAACGGACUUUGACAAGCUGAAAACGGGGAAAACCACAGUGCAAGACCUGAGCAAGACCGAGAAGGUGAAAACAUGUCUCAAAGGCAAGAAUAGUGUUGGCGGAGUCUUGACCCCAGCCAAGCAGAAAAUGAGUGUGUAUCAGGCCAUGAAAGAGAAUAAACUUUCUCCUGGUGCUGCCACAAUGCUCCUUGAAGCUCAGGCAGCAUCUGGGUACCUCAUUGAUCCAGUGAAAAACAGAAUGCUCUCUGUGGAUGAAGCUGUAAAGGAGGAAUUAAUAGGUCCAGAACUCCAUAACAAAAUGCUUUCUGCAGAAAAAGCAGCUACUGGUUACAAAGAUCCUUAUACUGGAGACAAAAUCUCACUCUUUGAGGCCAUGAAAAAGGGUCUGAUUGAACAAGACCAGGCCGUUAGACUUCUGGAUGCUCAGAUUGCAACUGGUGGAAUAAUUGACCCUGUCAAUAGUCACCGUGUACCACUCCAGACAGCCUAUAAGCAGGGCCAAUUGGAUUCUGAGAUGAACAGAACUUUAUCAAACCCUACUGCUGACUCAAAGUUAUUCAUUGACCCAAGCACUCAGGAGAGCCUCACUUAUCAGCAACUAUUGGAGAGGUGCACCUCAGAUGCAGAGACAGGCCUACUUGUGUUACCAAUCACAGAGAACGCUGCACAAAGUGACAAGACCUACACAACUGAAGAGACUAAAGAUGUACUCACUAAAGCAAAUAUCUCUGUUCUAUUUGGAAGAUUCCAAGGAAAGACUGUGACCAUUUGGGAAAUCAUUAACUCAGAGUAUUUUACAGAGCCACAGAGGAAGGAUCUGAUUCAUCAGUAUAAGACCGGAAAAAUCACAAUAGAAAAAUGUAUCAAAAUUGUCAUUAGUGUUGUGGAAGACAAAGAGAAGAAUAAUGAAAUUGUGUUUGAUGGUCUGAGGACUCCUGUCACUGCAGCUGAACUUCUAGAAUCAAAUAUCAUCAAUAAAGACUUGUUCAACAAAUUGCAUAAUGGCAAAACAACUGUCAUUGAAAUCUCUGAGAUGGAGUGUGUUAAGAAAGCCUUAAGAGGAACACCUAGCAUUGCUGGAGUGAUCGUUGAGUCAACCAAGGAGAAAAUACCAUUCUAUCAAGCCGUAAAGAAACAGAUGCUCUCUCCCGAGACUGCAUUGACUCUUCUUGAGGCUCAAGCUGGGACUGGAUUUAUAAUUGACCCUGUCAAAAAUCAGAAGCUCACUGUGGACGAGGCUGUUAAAUCAGGUCUUGUUGGUCCAGAGAUGCAUGAAAAACUUCUGUCUGCAGAGAGAGCUGUUAAUGGCUACAAAGAUCCCUACACUGGAAAGAAUGUAUCCCUAUUUCAGGCAAUGUUUAAAGACCUUAUUAAGAAAGACCAGGGUAUCCGUCUGCUAGAGGCUCAGCUUGCAACUGGAGGUAUAAUUGAUCCAGUCAAAAGUUAUCGCAUCCCACAUGAUGUUGCCUGUAAACGUGGAUAUUUUGAAGAAGAAAUGAACAAGACCUUGAGCAACAACACUGAUGAAACUAAAGUAUACUUUGAUCCUAACAUGUGGGAGAAUGCAUCUUAUGUACAACUCAUGAAAAAAUGUGUCACUGACAAAGAGACUGGUUUUCCAUUUCUUCCGCUCUCAGAGAAAGCAAUUCAAAAGUCAAAAGAGAAACAAAAGUCAAAAGAGGAUCAUCAAUACACUGAGUUCCAGAUCAAAGAUGCCUUGAAUCAGGCAACAAUGGAGCUGCAGUAUGGACCUUUCAAAGGAAGGAAAGUCACUAUUUGGGAGAUCAUAAACUCUGAAUAUAUUACAGAGGAACAAAGACUCGAGUUGAUUCAACAGUACAGAACUGGAACAGUGACUAUUGAAAGAAUUAUUACAAUCCUUGUCACAAUGGUUGAUAAAAAGGAGACCAAGAAACAGGAAAAAGAACAGGCCAGCUUUAAAGGUCUUAGAGUACCUGUCACAGCCAGUUCAUUGUUUGAAUCCAAAAUAAUUGAUAAAGCUACAUAUGAUCAACUCCAACAGGGCGAAAAGAAACCGAAAGAAAUCAGUGACAUGGACUCAGUCAGGAAAUACUUGCAAGGAACAGAUGGACAGAUUGCAGGCAUCUAUAUGGGUGACUCAAAGGAAAAGGUUAGCAUUUAUCAAGCAAUGAAGAAAAAUAUAUUGAGACAAAAUACAGGUCUUGCAUUACUCGAGGUACAAGCAGCAACUGGUUUCAUUAUCGAUCCUGUUAAAAACCAGAGGUACACUGUGGAUGAUGCUGUGAAAGCAGGAGUUGUUGGUCCUGAGGUUCAUGAGAAACUUCUUUCAGCUGAGAAAGCAGUGACUGGUUUCAGAGAUCCAUACACAGGCAACAUUAUUUCCCUCUUCCAGGCCAUGAAGAAGGAGCUUGUGCUACGAGAACAUGCCAUUCCCCUGUUGGAAGCUCAGAUGGCCACAGGAGGGAUUAUUGACCCAGUCAGCAGCCACCGUGUUCCAAAUGAUGUGGCCUUCCAACGUGGCUAUUUCAAUAAGCAGAUGGCUAAGACCUUUACUGACCCCUCAGGGGAUAUCAAAGCCUUCGUUGAUCCCAACACUAAUGAAAGUUACACCUAUAAACAACUGCAAGAGAAAUGCAUAAGAGAUCCAGAUACCGGUCUGUGCUUCCUGCCACUAUCAAAGGCUGAAGCUCAAAAUCCAGUGGAAAAGUCCUACGUAUACACAGAAGAACAGGCACAGACAGACUUGAGUAACAGUCAAGUGGAUAUCCCUCAUCAGGCCUAUGGAGGGAAGGUAAUGACCCUAUGGGAUGUCAUGAUGUCAAACCUGCUCCCUGAGGAGGAAAAGCUAAGGCUCCUGGAACAGUAUCGCCGUGGGCAAAUCACAAAGGAGAGAAUGAUCAUCAUCGUCAUUGAAAUCAUUGAACAAAGGGAGAUACUGAAAGUAGAGCAGAGCAUGUCCUGUGAUGUGAUCAGACGAAGAGUCACUAUUGAGGAGCUCUACAGUUCUCGCAUUAUCGACCUUCAAACAUACAAUCUGUUAAAGCAAGAGAAGAAAACUAUCCGUGAGGUUAUGGAAAUGCCAUCUGUAAAGCAGUAUCUGUUUGGCACUGGCAGUAUUGCUGGAAUCCUCUCAGACUCCCCCUCUAAGGUCAGUAUUUACCAGGCAUUGAAGAGAGGUCUCAUUAAGCCUGAUUUUGCUACCAGUCUCCUGGAGGCCCAAGCAGCAACAGGAUUCAUCAUUGACCCUGUGAAAGAUGAAUUGCUAACUGUUGACGAGGCUGUGCGCAAAGGGAUAGUCGGCCCUGAAAUCCAUGACAAACUUCUUUCUGCCGAGAGGGCAGUCACUGGCUACAAGGAUCCUUACAGUGGAAAAGUAAUCUCUCUCUUCCAAGCGAUGAAAAAAUACCUUGUUCCUGAGGACUAUGCCCUGAGGCUCCUUGAAGCCCAGGCUUCCACUGGAGGCCUUAUGGAUCCAGAAUACUACUUCCACCUUCCCACAGAUGUUGCCAUGCAACGCGGGUACAUCAAUAAGGAAACAUAUGACAGGAUCACUGAUCCAAACUGUGAUGUAAAAGGUUAUGUUGAUCCAACCACAGAGGAGAGACAGACCUAUGCCCAACUGCUGAAGAGAUGCAAAGUCGAUAAAGAGAGUGGUCUGCGAUUACUUUCAAUGGCAGACAGAAGGCUGCUUUUUAAGGGUCUCAGAAAGAAAGUGACCUUGGAUGAGCUGCUUUGUUCGCAGAUUAUUGACCAAAAGACAUACAAUGAUCUCACUGAAGGCCUUAUCUCAGUAGAAGAGGUCAGCCGAGAAGUGAAGAAGUACCUUGAGGGCACAAGCUGCAUUGCCGGAGUAUAUGUAGAAUCUAGCAAAGACCGCCUGUCAAUCUACCAAGCAAUGAAAAAGAACAUGAUAAGACCCGGGACAGCCUUUGAACUUCUUGAGGCUCAAGCAGCAACAGGAUAUAUAAUUGACCCAAUAAAGAACCUGAAGCUGAAUGUUGGUGAAGCUGUUAAAAUGGGAGUCGUUGGUUCAGAGUUCAAAGACAAGCUCAUCUCUGCUGAGCGUGCCGUUACAGGCUACAGGGAUCCGUACUCUGGCAAGACCAUCUCUCUAUUCCAGGCCAUGAAAAAGGGUCUCAUUCUGAAAGACCACGGCAUUCGACUAUUGGAAGCCCAAAUUGCCACUGGUGGGAUCAUUGAUCCAGAAGAGAGUCACCGCUUGCCAGUUGAGAUGGCCUACACACGUGGUCUGUUUGAUGAGGAGAUGAAUGGCAUUCUUACAGACCCAUCUGAUGACACUAAAGGCUUCUUUGACCCUAACACUGAGGAGAACCUCACUUACCUGCAGCUGAUGGAGCGAUGCCUGAUUGACCCGGAAACUGGACUUGCACUUUUGCUGUUAAAAGAAAAGAAACGUGAGAGGAAGACAUCCUCCAAAUCAUCUGUGCGUAAACGUAGAGUAGUCAUUGUUGACCCAGAGACAGGCAAAGAGAUGUCUGUGUAUGAGGCAUAUCACAAAGGACUUAUAGAUCACCAGACCUACACGGAGCUUGCAGAGCAGGAGUGUGAGUGGGAGGAGAUUACUAUCUCCUCAUCUGAUGGUGUUGUGAAGUCCAUGAUCAUUGAUAGAAGGACUGGCCAACAGUAUGAUAUUGAUGAUGCCACCACAAAGGGCCUCAUUGACCAGUCUGCUCUGGAUCAGUACCGUGCUGGCACUCUGUCCAUCACAGAGUUUGCGGACAUGCUGUCCGGAAACAUAAGUGGCACCAGAUCUAGGUCAUCCUCCUUUGGGUCCACAUCAUCUCACUCCAAUAGUUCAGCCCCCUCUAUCAAACCCCCAGCAACAAUAUGGAAUGACCCAACAGAAGAAACCGGCCCUGUGGCUGGAAUACUGGAUACUGACACAUUGGAUAAGGUGUCAGUCACAGAAGCCAUGCACAGAAAUCUUGUGGACAAUAUCACAGGUCAAAGAUUGCUGGAGGCUCAGGCUUCCACUGGUGGCAUCAUUGAUCCAAACACUGGAGAGAAAUUCUCAGUUGCAGAUGCAGUGAACAUGGGACUUGUGGAUAAGAUCAUGGUUGACCGAAUCAACCUGGCACAGAAGGCCUUCAAUGGAUUUGAGGAUCCCCGAACCAAAACAAAAAUGUCUGCUGCACAAGCAUUAAAAAAGGGGUGGUUGUACUUUGAGGCGGGUCAGAGAUUCCUAGAAGUACAAUAUCUAACUGGUGGUUUGAUAGAACCAGAGGUCAAUGGCAGAGUUCCACUGGACGUUGCUGUCAACAAGGGCACCCUAGAUGCACGUACUGCACAGAAGCUACGGGAUAUCAGUGGAUACUCCAAAUACCUCACCUGCCCCAAGACGAAGCUUAAGAUCUCAUACAAGGAUGCCAUGGAUAGAAGCAUGAUUGAGGAGGGUUCUGGUCUGCGUCUGUUGGAAGGCUCUUCUCAGUCAAGUAAAGGCCUUUACAGUCCUUACAGUGUUAGCGGUUCUGGGUCAGCAUCCGGUUCCCGGCCCGACUCAAGAACUGGCUCCAGGUCAGGCUCCAGACGAGGGAGCUUUGAUGCCACAGGCUCUGGCUUCUCCACUAAUUUCUCUUCCUCAUCCUUCAGCUCCACAAGCUAUGGGCGCAGAUAUGAUGCAGGAUCACACAGCGGACAUAGCAUGGAUGUGCUAGCACAGGCCCUGACAUCAUUAGCAAUGGGCAGGAACUGCAGUUCUGAAGAGAGAAUAUUUACCACAAUACAAACCAAUUACUCCCCAGUUGCCUAAUUCUUAUUAUAAAAAUAGUCUACCUUUAUUCUGCUCUGCAUGUGGUUAUUAUGGGCCUUUUCAGCAAUAUAUUGUAAAUAUUUUAGCUGGCUUUAAGUUAAUUUUGUCAAUAUUUUAUUCAGUUUUACAUUUUCAAAGUACAUUUUAAGUUGCUCUCUUUUGUAUUAUGUCUGAGAAGUCAAUUUUUUUUGCAUUAUUUAUAUGCUUACAUACAGAAGAGCUGACUGUAUUCAAACUAUAUUUUUAUUUUUAGCAACUACAAUGAUAUUGAUAAUAACGUUUUCAAUAUUAGACAUAUUGAAAAUGUUCUAUUUUUAAGUCAGCUUGUUAUUAAUUGUAAUUAACAUUUUCUGACCUGGAUUAAAAUUAUAUUUGGAUUCUAUUAAAUUCCAUCAAAGAAAGUAUCUAGGUUAAAGUAUCCAUUUUUAUAGCAAACCAAAUGAGAUGUGAAAGCUGUUUAAACUAUUUGGUAGGAGGACAUUUAGAAUAUCUAGAAAUAGAUACAAAAGCUUCCAAUCUGCAGAGCAGAAUAAGGAGUCACAGAACAAUGAGUUAUUAUAACACUGGAGCAAAUGCUUCAAGAAAACCAAGCUUCAAAAUAUUUUCGUAUCUCGGCUACACUGUGCCAAUGUCUGGAUUCUACCUAUCCCCUGCUUGUGAUAUACAAUGGACUACCAAACAGUUAAAACUAUGCAGUCUUUAUACAGUCAAGCAUCCUUAUGGAGAGAGCAUUCCAAGGAUGGCAAUCCCAACAUAAUAAAACAUGGACCAACACACUUGAAGUAAAAGAUGCCCCACAUCACCAUGAAACUCCAUUGGACACCCCUGGUCUCAUCUCAAGCUGAAAUAACUUCUCAGCAGAACCAUUGCUUCUCUAGAUUUUUUUUGAAAAAGAAGUGACUAAAUCUUUUCUAUUAUUAUUUUAAUUUUUUUGCCAGACACAAAUCUUAAAGUCAUUUUUUCUUCAUUUUGUUGAAGCCUAUGUUUUCCUGAGACCCUCAAGUCAAAACGAAGAACUUAGCUGAAAUAAACGUUAACGUUCACACUUAAGACUACACCGAGAUACAUUUACAUAAUUCAUUUUAGCCUUUUUAUUUUUCAGACAAUUAUUAACAAAUAACUCUGAAAAGGCAGAUGUUGAUGUUUAAAUGCAAAAUAUAAUGAAUCAUUGUACUGCCUUGCUUCUACCUUACACCUGCAUACUAAUAUAUCUGAUCUCAUAUGGUAACAGCCUUAACCACCUGUAUUGUAAUGUUUUUGUUAGUGCCUGCAUAUUCAAUGCAUGAAAGGGUUGCACAGACAACAAGGUGUGAAUAAUACUGUAAAUUGAGUGAUUCACAACUGGAAAAAUGAUAUGGUUAUUAUCAGGUAUUUCCCAAGUUCAUGGCCGUCAUACAGUAUUCAUACCGCAUCAAUACCCUUUUAUUUCACUAGAUUAAACUAAGAACAUUUGUACAAGGCUAAGAUUGAAAUAAAUGUUUAUCACAAAAAAUUAUUCAGUUUUGAAAUGUAUAAGACAAUCUUUACUGACUGUAUUCUACAUAUUUGGAAAAUAUAUUUUAGCGUCGUCACUUGUUGCCUCGUGAACCAGUGUUCAUAUUUCCCAACACAAUUGCUUGUUUUUUUUUCUUCCUUAGAAGUACUUUCCUUUGUAAAUUGUCAUGUUCUAUCUCAAUAUUCAUUAUAUUUUCAUAUGAUACAUUUUAUUUUUGCUUUGCAUGUUGUACAAACUUGGUUGAAAAGAUGCAAUAUAAAUAGUUGCAUCCAUUUUUUCGUUGUGAAGCCUUUUAAAAUGGUUUGAAGGAUGUACUUUAAAGUUGGGUUAUCAGGCAUGGUUAAAAUGGUGUAUUGAAAGGGUGACAUUGUAUUUGAAUGUUAACACCUUAAGAAUGUAAAUAAACUUAUGAGGUAUCAAUAUGAAAUGCAAUGUCUUUUGAGUAUUUUUUUAUGUUUGAGUGAAGAUUUUUGCACUCCAAACAGAUCUUUAUUUAAAGAUGCACUAUGCAGAAAUCGCUCCACCAUUACCUGGUUGCUAA